Messenger RNA from Salvelinus fontinalis (brook trout), 1964 nucleotides. RefSeq names its product cytochrome P450 26A1-like. The transcript has 6 exons. The record is from RefSeq and is a predicted model, not a curated record. Gene Ontology annotation, molecular function: oxidoreductase activity, acting on paired donors, with incorporation or reduction of molecular oxygen; heme binding; iron ion binding. Bases 144 to 1709 code for a protein of 521 amino acids. Gene Ontology annotation, biological process: sterol metabolic process. Lineage: Eukaryota; Metazoa; Chordata; Actinopteri; Salmoniformes; Salmonidae.
GCAUGGUUGGGGGAAACGGGCGUAUAAAAGCGCAGAAUGGAGGGUGAGACACAACAGUCAAGUGCAACACUUGGCUACUUCCACUCCCCGUGGUCCACUCCCCGCGGUCCAUCUUGCACUUGUUUCACAAGAUUCUCCUAGAGAUGGGGUUCGGCGCUUUAUUCAUAACAUGUUUUUGCACUCUCGUGCUCCCACUCAUUUUGAUCGUUGCGGCGAUGAAACUGUGGGAAAUGUACGUCAUUAGUGGAAGUGAUCCAACCUGUCAGAGUCCUCUUCCUCCGGGUACCAUGGGACUGCCCUUCAUUGGAGAGACGCUUCAGAUGGUCUUACAGAGAAGAACAUUUCUAAAAAUGAAACGUCAGAAAUAUGGAUAUAUUUAUAAGACGCAUCUCUUUGGGAGUCCAACCGUGAGGAUAAUGGGUUCAGAACAUGUGAAACAGAUUCUGAUGUCAGAACACAAAUUGGUCGCGGCUCAGUGGCCAGCAUCAGUGCGACUCAUCCUCGGGUCGCACGCCCUCUCCAAUGCGCACGGCGCGCUCCACAAGAGCAAGAAAAAGGCGAUCAUAAAAGCAUUUUCCCGGGAAGCCAUGGAACAGUAUAUUCCUGUGAUCCGGGAGGAGGUGAGAUGCGCCGUGGAUAACUGGCUGCAGAGCGACUCUUGCGUGCUAAUGUACCCAGAGAUGAAGCGCCUCAUGUUCCGCAUCGCAAUGAGGAUCCUGCUUGGCUUCGAGCCCGAGCAAACAAAGACCGACGAGCUGGAAUUAGUGGAAGUGUUCGAAGAAAUGAUAAAGAACCUUUUCUCCCUACCAAUCGAUGUUCCUUUCAGCGGCUUGUACCGGGGUCUGAGAGCGCGCAACAUCAUCCACUCAAAAAUAGAGCAAAACAUCAAAAAGAAGCUGUCCAAUAUUGAUAACAACAACAAUUAUAAGGAUGCGCUGCAAUUAUUGAUUGAGUACGGUGAGAGGAAGGAGGAGCGAGUAAGCAUGGAGGUAACAGAUGCCUUUCAUUUUCAUGGUCAUUUGAUUCUACACACUGCCAUUUACUCCAUGUAUGAACCAUUAUUUAUGUAUUUCCAACAGGAGAUAAAAGAAUCUGCCACAGAAUUACUAUUCGGUGGCCACGAGACGACCGCGAGCACUGCGACCUCUCUGGUGAUGUUUCUCGGGCUGCAUGCGAAUGUCGUGCGUAAAAUGCGCCAUGAGCUUCAGGAGAAGCAUUUGUUGGGAGCCCAAUCAGAGGACAAUCCGCUGAGUACUGAGUUGUUGGAGCAGUUGAAGUACAUCGGCUGUGUCAUUAAGGAAACGCUCCGGAUCAACCCUCCUGUCCCUGGUGGCUUCCGUGUAGUACUGAAGACUUUUGAGCUUAAUGGCUACCAGAUUCCCAAGGGAUGGAAAGUCAUCUACAGCAUCUGCGACACUCACGAUGUGCUGGACACACUUAUUAAUAAGGAGGAGUUCCAGCCAGAGAGGUUUAUGGACAAGUCACCAGAUGACUCCUCCCGGUUCGGUUACAUUCCCUUUGGGGGUGGUGCGAGGACAUGUGUGGGUAAAGAGUUUGCUAAAGUUUUACUUAAGGUGUUCCUGGUAGAGGUGGUCACCAGAUGCGACUGGACUUUGUUGAAUGGACCACCGACAAUGAAAACAGGCCCAACCGUUUAUCCAGUGGACAAUCUGCCCACAAAAUUCACCAAAUGUAUCCAGACCUACUGAUCGUGAAAUAUUGGCAUUUAUGUUUUGGCAUUUAUGUAAAUACACUUAAUAUUUAAGUUAGACAUAUUAUGUAUUUUUUAUAUUACAUAUCUUUUGUACGACAGAUAUUUAUGUCAACCCCAGUAGCAUUCUACAAGCAACAUUUUUAAAAGCACUUCAUGUUGCACACCAAUAGUUCUGAGGCAAAUCAUUUUAUGGAUAUUUUGAAAUACAAUUUUUUUAAAGCUGUACUUUAUCAUUUUCACGCAGCUUAAC